AUGACAGUCCCUACCUUGAGGAUAGGCGUCGACGUCGGCGGAACAAACACAGAUGGCGUCAUCCUCGAUCCAACCUCAUCCUCCCCUUCCCUCGGCAUCCUCGCCACCCAAAAGACCCCGACAACACCCAACCCAAGCACCGGCAUCACAACCGCAAUCUCGCACAUGUUCUCAACCUCCAGUAUUCCCCCCUCCCGUAUCGCAAGCGUCACCAUCGGCACAACGCACUUUAUCAACGCCGUAGUAGAACAAGACGCCUCUCGCCUCGCCCCCGUCGCCGUCAUCCGCCUCUGCGGUCCCUUCUCCGCAACCAUCCCCGCCGGCGUCGACUGGCCUCCCGCCUUGCGCAACAUCAUCUGCGCCCACCGCUCUCUGGUGGACGGCGGACUGGAGAUUGACGGUGACUUGAUUGCGGAGCUCGAUGAAGAUGCCGUGCGGCGCGAGGUGAAGGUUAUCCGCGCCAAGGGAAUUAGGAGUGUUGUCGUCGUGGGGGUUUUCAGUCCCAUUGACGUCGUGUACAGACAAGAAGAGAGGGCGGCGGAGAUUAUUCGUGAUGUUUAUCCCGGAGCUGAUGUGGUGAUGUCAAAGGAUGUGGCGAAUAUCGGGUUCCUUGAGCGUGAGAACGCGGCUAUUCUCAAUGCUUCCAUCCUUCCAUUUGCUAGACGAACCAUCCGCUCCUUCCAGGAUGCCGUUACGCAGCUAGGCCUCACCUGCCCCGUCUUCGUGACGCAGAACGACGGGACCAUCCUGCCGGCUGCGGCGGCGGCGUGGUUGCCCAUCAGGACAUUCUCCAGCGGACCGACGAAUAGCAUGCGCGGUGCGGCGUUCCUCACGAGGAAUUUGGAGGGAGAGAAGGAGGGGGCGGGCCCGAUGAUGGUUGUCGAUAUCGGCGGGACAACGACGGACGUGGGUUUGUUACUGGCCAACGGGUUCCCCAGGCAGGCGGCAGCCUACAGCGAGAUCGCGGGGGUGCGGACGAACUUCUCGUACCCGGACGUCAAGAGCAUCGGUCUCGGCGGCGGAUCUAUCGUCAAGAAAGACGAGCGCACCGGCGAGAUGAUGAUCGGGCCACAGAGUGUGGGAUAUCAAAUCCAAACAAAGGCUCUCGUUUUCGGCGGCGAUGUUGCGACGGCUACGGAUUAUACUGUACUCGCAGAUCCAGACACCGUUGAUAUCGGAGACCGGUCUCUCGUUGAAGGUGUGAACGGCCUCGCUGAUGACUUAUCGGCGUUCGAGGCCCAGGUGAAGACGAUGCUGGAGCGGAUCGUGGACACGAUGAAGACCUCGCCCGAGGACAUACUCGUCGUUCUCGUCGGCGGGGGUGCGGUUAUUGCGCCGGAUGAGUUGAAGGGAGCGAGUAGGGUUAUAAAACCUGCGUGGUCUGAGAGUGCGAAUGCAAUUGGGGCUGCGACGGCAAGGGUUAGUGGUGUCGUGGACGCAAUUGAGAGUACUGAGAUGAAGACUGUGUCUGAAGUUGUGGAGGCGUUGUCGCGGAGGGCUGUUAAUCGGGCUGUUGAGAAUGGUGCUUUGAGGGAGAGUGUGACUAUUGCUGAGGUGGAAAGUUUUCCAUUGCAGUAUAUUGCAAACACGUCGCGAAUCAACAUCAAAGCCGUAGGAGAUUUCGACUUUUCCAGAACAGCGUCACUGGACACAACCACGAUCCCAGACGACACCGAGAACUACGACGAAGAAAUCCCUAGACCACCGGCACCGCCUCGAAGCGAGGAAAUCCCAUCACCGCAACCCUUGCAUCUCUCCGAAACAGACCUCGACUGGAUCACGACAGGCUGCUACAUCCUCGGCACAGGAGGCGGCGGCUCCCCCUACCAGCACAUGCUCCGCCUCCGCGAAAUGAUGCGCGCAGGCGCCACCGUCAAGAUCAUCUCCUCUUUUGACCUCAAGGACGACGAUAUUGUGGCCUGUGGCGGCGGAAAGGGGUCGCCGCAGGUAUCCAUUGAGAAGCCAAUCAUGGAGUCGCAGAGAGAACUCUACUCAUCCCUCAAAACGAAGCCUACGGCCGUGAUAUCCCUCGAGAUUGGAGGUGGCAACGGCCUGCAGGGCCUCAUCCUCGGCGCCAGUACAAACCUCGAUAUCCCGACAGUGGACGGCGACUGGAUGGGUCGCGCGUAUCCCAUCUCCCACCAAACUACGCCAGUAGUCUUCGAAAAGAAAGCGACGAUGAUUCCGUCGUGUAUAUCAGACGGGAACGGCAGAAUCAUGGUACAGUCUCUUCUUCUCUCGUCCCCCAUUCUGCCGAGCAUCCUUCGCGAUUUCUCACAAGUCCACCUCAUGACAAAAGCCCGCACAGAACUCGACGCAGAACGCGCCUUCCGCGCCGCCCUCUCGCAAAUGGGCUCUCACGUAGGCUGCGCAAAGGGCCCCGUCAGCGGCCGCGAUACCAAGUCCUGGGUCGUCGAGAACACCGUCUCGCUCUCCUGGCGGAUUGGUCGCGCCGUAGCGAUAGCGCGGUGUACGAAUGCCAUCGACACAGUCGCCGAGGCCGUUGUGGACGUGGUUGGCGGGCAGGAGUCGGCGAGGGUGCUGUUCAGGGGCAAGGUUGUGGGCGUCGAGAGGAUUACAAGGAUGGGGCACGCCUAUGGGGAGGUUAUCAUUGAGGGGCAUACUGACGGCAGGAACGAUGGUGAUGGGGCGGUUGAGAGGUUUGUUGUACCGUUUAAGAAUGAGAAUAUUCUUGCGAAGAAAGUUGAUGCCAGUGGGAAGGAAGAUAUCCUCGCAAUCGUCCCAGAUCUAGUCUGCGUCCUCGACGCGCAGAACGGCGAGGCCCUCGGCACGCAAGAGUACCGCUACGGUCUCCUUGUGGUGGUGCUCGGCAUCACGGCGUCGGACAAGUGGACUUCCACGGCGCGGGGCAUCGAGAUUGGCGGACCCAAGGGGUUCGGAAUGGAUGGGCUGGAAUAUGUGCCUCUUGGGACGUUUACGAAGCCUCGGAGCGUCAUUGAUGAGUUUGAGGGCUAUUCAUGA
Colletotrichum lupini is the source of this 2982-nucleotide messenger RNA. RefSeq lists its product as uncharacterized. Gene Ontology annotation, molecular function: 5-oxoprolinase (ATP-hydrolyzing) activity. Gene Ontology annotation, cellular component: cytosol. The record is from RefSeq and is a predicted model, not a curated record. Lineage: Eukaryota; Fungi; Ascomycota; Sordariomycetes; Glomerellales; Glomerellaceae. Gene Ontology annotation, biological process: glutathione metabolic process. The coding region runs from base 1 to 2982 and encodes 993 amino acids. The transcript is spliced from 7 exons.